AUGUCUUGGACGUCGAGCCGCCGAGCUAUUGACUGUCUUUCCAUCUCAUCACAUUUCAGUCCACAGCAACUCAUUAAUAAUGUCAAUAUCAACUACAAGAGUGACAUGGUUGCUGAACUUGGACAAUAUGUUCAUGCAAUUGGGACGGAUUCCAACAAUUCAAUGGAACCCCAAAGUAUCAAAGCGAUUUACAUUGAACCUACAAAAGGGACAACGUACUGGGCACCGAGUGCUCAACCUCAAUACAAAGAAGAUGAUUUCCCAACCCAAGGUCGUUGUACCACCCAGAGAUUUGGAGACUAUGAAUCAGACGACAAUUCGGGUGAUGAAGGCAAUGAAGAGGAAGAACCUAUUGUGGCCCAUUUGGAUCACCAUCACGAAAAUGUCGAUAGAGGAACCGAUGAUAUUGGGAACCUUGUUACUGGUCUGGAGGACCUACAAGAGCCGCCAGAAGACGAGAUUGUAUUUGAGCCUGAAGAAACGCCUCCAGAAGCAAAAGUCACUCGAUCUGGGCAAACGUAUGCGCAAGCUGCAAUGUCUGGUCUGAACCUUUCUCAAGUUCCAAAGAAACCAAGAGAAUGGCCUUCAAGCAGGAGUGCCAAUAAGAACAAGAAUCGAGUUGGACAAGACGCAAGCAUCAAGAAAGAGAAUUGA
Messenger RNA from Cylindrotheca closterium, 654 nucleotides. The record is from the annotation of a GenBank genome assembly. NCBI's taxonomy places the organism in Eukaryota, Bacillariophyta, Bacillariophyceae, Bacillariales, Bacillariaceae.